CUUAAAUGUGUAUCAAUGGUAAACCUAAUUUAAACAAUUCAGAAUUGCAAUCAAGAGCUACAGAAAAGUCCCAGAGGGCAAAAAUGGCCUUUAGACCCCACUUUUUACUAAAAAGUUCUCACGGAGUUGUUGCAACUUUCAUAGCCAUGACAGGCAUAAAUGGUAAUGUGGGGGGUUGGUGUUUGGUAAUUUUGGCACAGGUUACAAACCAGAUCUGAUCAGGGAAUUUUAUUCUGUGGAAUUAGUUUCUGUAUCAUUUCCCCAUUUUGUGGAUGAUGGGAAGGUUAGUAGCUCUAUAAGAAGCUUGGGAUGGCACAUUGAGCCCUAGGUGGUCCUGGCAGACGAAGAAAACAAACCAUUCUGAAUCAGCUUGUAUAUCUCCAUCAUCUCAUCACUUCCAUCAUGAAGUUGCUGGUUUUGUGUGUCCUGGUUUUCUCUGAGAUGGCAUGGGCCGGAGCUGAUCCUGUUCCAGAUGAUGGCUCUGCUGAUGAAGAAGCAAUGGACUUGAUCCAGAGAUCUGCUUCUUGUCCUUCUGGCUGGUCUGAGUACAACGGUAACUGCUACCACUAUGUUUCCAUGUCCAUGAAUUGGGCUUCAGCUGAGAGGCACUGCAUGUUUAUGGGGGGACAUCUGGCAUCAGUUCAUAACCCAAGGGAGUACCAUCAGAUUCGGCAUGUGAUAAGAACGGCAACUUAUAGGUCCGGACGUACAUGGAUUGGAGGCUAUAAUGCACAGAAGACAAGCAUUUGGUUUUGGAGCGAUGGAAGCCAAUUCUACUACACAAACUGGUGUCGAGGAGAGCCUAACAAUUGGCGAGGCGAACAGCACUGUUUGGAGAUGAACCAUGAUGCUCCAAAGUGCUGGGAUGACUUAGGAUGUUGGGAACGUCUCCCAUCUGUCUGUGCCAAGAAAGUCUGAGCAGUCCGAGAGGAAGCCUUUUUCUGGUAUAAAAAGCAUGAACCAGAACCGGUGGAGGAUGCUUUAUUGUCUUUCAGUUAUUCUACCACAUAGAAAUCCUGUUUUCUAAAAGCCAUUUCUUCUUUUACUUCAUAUAAUUUCUCCUUUUUUCUAACACAGUAGAAUAACCCACACAUAAACAACAGUUAGAUUAGAGCAGAGUGAAUGUUUUAUAAGUGGUGAUUUAAGUAAAACCUUCUUUUCUUUAGCCUUGCAUUAAAUAAACUUUUGAAGCAUGAAAACAAUAUAAUGUAUACAUGUAUGGUCUAUUCUGUCUUCAUCUAGUCAUAUUAAGUGAAUUUGUAUGUUUUCGUUAUAAUUAUGAUUAUAAUUAUAAU
Cyprinodon tularosa is the source of this 1295-nucleotide messenger RNA. RefSeq names its product galactose-specific lectin nattectin-like. The record is from RefSeq and is a predicted model, not a curated record. Gene Ontology annotation, molecular function: signaling receptor activity. NCBI's taxonomy places the organism in Eukaryota, Metazoa, Chordata, Actinopteri, Cyprinodontiformes, Cyprinodontidae. The transcript is spliced from 7 exons. The coding region runs from base 403 to 918 and encodes 171 amino acids.